CUGACCGAUUCUGAUCGUCAACUGCUAUUCACAAUGAAGAAAGGCCACUCAUCGAGGAAUUCCGCUCGAGAAACCCGCAUAUCUAGUGAAGCAACAGAUCGUGGAAGCUUGCACCGACACCGCGGCAGAGUCGGUCGGUUUCUGGAGAAGGUUAGGGACGGUGCGAGCAACUUAAGAGUAUCGCGCUCGAAAGAUUCCCGCAGCCAUAGCCCUGCUCCCCCGAAUGUGCUUCAUCAACAUGCUUCAUCGACCCCGAAUAUCCUCGAGGCUGCUCCGUCUGAUGUGGAAUGGGAGGCUGAUACCCAAUCGGCACUUCGGGAUGCACAACAGGCUGUACAACGCAUGCAUCCACUGUCGGGACCUGCAAUAACCGUGGCGUCUAUUGGCCAAGACGCACAAGCGGAUCUCGAUGCCGCUGACGGUUUCCAGGACACAUAUCUCGAACCUCUCAGGAUAUUCGACGAUGUUAUUGGGAAGAUCGCAGAUGUACAUCCAUAUGCAAAAAUGGCACUGGGCGCGUUGUCUUGUGCAGCCAAAAUUAUUCUAGCUCAAGCGGAUCGCGACGCAGCGGUACUCAAACUUCUUGAAAAGUUGCGUCAAGUUUACAUGUUUAUGGCACAAGAUGAGACGCUUGGCCAAAUCUCGACAAUGCGCGUUAUCCUUGGACAGAUCUCUCAGCAGACCCUUGAAUGUGCUCAGUUCAUCAAAAAUUAUUCGGACACCAAGAAUUUUUGGGAGAGACUCGGAAAGAACGCCGUCUCGGAAACGAGCGAUACGAUCCAACAGUACAGUAACGUGUUGGAUAUGCUUAUGCAAAACUUCCGGGACCAAGUCACUCGCGACGUGGCCAUACACGUCCACCGUCGAGAAAUACUAGAUCUCAGUGGCAUGACUUAUGCAGCGGGCGCGGGACUAGAUACCAGGAAACAAUGCCUCCAAGGGACGCGCACAGAAAUCCUUUCCCAGAUUACGGAAUGGGUCAACAGCACCGGGGACAACGUUCCACGCGUGCUGUGGCUAUCUGGCCCUGCAGGCAAGGGCAAAUCGGCCAUCGCCCACACCAUUGCUAAGUGGUUCAACGACGUGGGAGGGCUUGGUUCGUGUUACUCUUUUGACCGCCAGCGAGAAGCAGAUCGUCGCCACGAAAAGAUCUUUCCACGAUCGCGCUCGACCUGGCUGACCGUGAUCCGGAGAUGAGGCGGGCAUUAGCAGAUGCAGUUCAGACCGUGAAUUCGCUUAAGAAUACAGCGGAUAUCACCCAGCAAUGGGAGAAGCUUCUUAUCGAACCACUGAAGAAGUCGUCUGGGUCAACUGCAGGGCCCAUCGUGAUCAUGAUCGAUGCACUGGACGAGAGCGGUGGAGUAGAGACACGAAGAGACCUCCUCCGUAUUCUAGCUGGCAAACAUCAAAAUCCCGCUGUUCCCAAAAUCACAGACCUCCCAGUCAACCUCCGCUUCAUCGUUACCCUCUCGCCCACUUGGUGAUAUCAAAGACGAGUUUCGUGGUGUUCAACAUAUU
This is a messenger RNA of Suillus subalutaceus, 1518 nucleotides long. RefSeq lists its product as uncharacterized. The coding region runs from base 34 to 1197 and encodes 387 amino acids. NCBI's taxonomy places the organism in Eukaryota, Fungi, Basidiomycota, Agaricomycetes, Boletales, Suillaceae. The record is from RefSeq and is a predicted model, not a curated record. The transcript has 8 exons.